Molecule: messenger RNA, 1551 nt
Organism: Stylonychia lemnae
Lineage: Eukaryota; Ciliophora; Spirotrichea; Sporadotrichida; Oxytrichidae
Source: the annotation of a GenBank genome assembly
AUGUUUUUAGAUAGUAAUGCAGAUGAAGCUGGGUUUCAAAGAGAUAAAGCCUUUGAUGAUAAGUGCGCCAAAAAUAGUCUAGAGAAUGUAAAAGGCACAAAAUCUACUUUUAGAUUGUACACAUAGGAAGGAAUUAUAUGCAUUGCAACUGCAGCAGCUGGAUUUAACUGGGAAUAUUAGUAAUAGUCUGAAUUUUGGGUACUAAAAGCUCUUGAUAAAUCUCUUUUUGGAGAAAAAGUAUAUAAGUGUAUAAAUGUCUGGUGGUUUAAUCCAAAAUGGGUGGUAGAAAAAAUUCCACCUGGCAUUUAUCACGUCUAUAUACGCCAAGGGAACAGUAAUAUAGAUCCAGAGUGCCGAUUUUCUCAAUUCAAAGGUGUAGGAUUCAAAGGAAAAAUAGUCAGUGUCAAAUUUUUAAAGCACUACAUACCCUUUAGGGAAAACCAACAUCGUCUAAUAAAUACCUAUGUUGCAACUCUUGACCUUUCAGAGGUAGAUGAAUUAACAAAUAUCUAGUUCGAACUAUUUAGAUCAGAUAUUCGAGUGAGCAAUUAUCUUAUUGAAGGAUUAAUUCUUGUGCCUGUAUAAUCUCUUGAAUAGCCUCCGACCUUUUUCCUAAAAUUGUUGACUGACGAUGAUUUGAAAGAAGUAAAAUGGGAAUUAAGAGUUGAAGAACCAUAGUUUGUAAUACCUAUUACUAAUGAAAAUGUAGAGAAUUUUUUAUAGCGAUAACCCACACAGAAAUUAGACGAUAUGUUUGCUGAAGAAAGUGAUAGUGAGGUUGUAGAAAGAUUAAAGACAACUUAUUAAGAAAUUUGGGAGAAAUAUGAUAUCAAUAGAAACAAUUAUCUGGACAGAUAAGAAUUUAAAAAUUGUAUGACUGAUUAAUUUAAAAAAAUAAAGUAUCCAACUGAUGAAAAGAAGUUGGAUUAGUUCUUUAAUAAGUCUGAUACUUACUAGACAGGGCAACUAACUUAAUAAUAAAUGCAUUGGCUAUUGAUUUAAAUAGUCAGAAUAUAAAUUUAAUUAGAGGAAUAAGAAAAAAAGUAAGAAAUAAUCAGAAAAAAAGAAAAAGAACUUCAAGCUUAGAAUGACAAUGCAAAAACAUUAGAAGAUCUAUUUGAAAAAGGAAAAAUUACAAUAAAGGGAAGUCUCUAAGUAAAAAGUGAAGGUAAAUCACUUCCUGAUAAUAUGCAUGCUGUUGAAAAUUUGAUUUAAAAAGAAGGAAAAUGGAGAAUCGAGGAUUGUGAUAAAGCUACCAUUAUCCUUAAACUUGAGGAAGAAAUUGAAUUUAUGGUAGUUGGAGUUAAAAGUGCUAACGACUCUUCUAGAUUGGAUCCUGCUAUGAUUGAAAUCUCAAUUUUAAAAGAAGAUUAAUAUGAGGUUAUUGUAUCAAAAGAUGAUCUGAUGUUUGAUCAAAGAUUUUAAAAUAGAUUGUUCAAACCUAAUGAAAAUGGUCUGAUGACGAAAGAAAUAAAGAUUAAUCUAUAAUCAAGAACUGAAAAUGGAUUGCAAUUAUCAGAAAUUUUACUUUAUAAUAAAGUAGCAGCCUGA